AUGAGGUUAUUUGUGGUCCCAAUCUCGACUAGGAGAGCGUUGAUUUAUGCCAAACUGCUUCGCGGGGAUGUUUCGAAAGAGCGCUCGAUACUAGAUCGGGUCACGAACAAGGCCGCGGAGACAUGGGCUAAAUGGGAGGAGGCCGACAAAGGCUGGAAGAAACACCUCGUGUUGUGGGGGAACCGAGUGCAGCAGCGGAUCCCCUAUGAAGAAUGGGGCCUCAAGAGUAUCCCUUCCCUGAGCGCACAACGCCGGAUUGACGAGUUGCAUGGAACGAGAAAGGUGGAUGUCUUGUUUCCGGGCAAUGCGAUCAAGGAGGAAAAGGUGCUUUCUAUCCUACGCAAACUCGCGACGGAGAGGCAGGACUUGCAUCGUCGAAAAAUGUGGUGGAGUUUUAUCGCUGCUCCCUUUACGGCGCCGAUUGCCCUAAUCCCUGUAAUACCCAAUAUUCCCUUCUUCUACCUCGUUUACCGAGGCUGGUCGCAUUGGCGAGCUUUGAACGGCUCCAAACAUUUGCAAUUUCUGGUCGAAAAGGACCUGCUGAAACCGGUGUCGUAUCCCGGGCUUGUGAAGCUAUAUGCAAAGCGCGUUUCGAGCACAUUGGAAGAGACGGAUCGAAAUGAUCCCGUGUCGGAGAUGGUGGAGGAUGUAGAGAAAAGCGAUGAUAAGAUCCUGCUUCGCAUGGAGGAUGCGAAAAAGCUAGCGACGAUCCUUGAUGCACCAGGGCUUGCAUUGGAAGCGGAGCGAGCCAUCGUUCAAGUUUCAGAGCACCUCAAGGCCCCCCACUCGCCGAAGCAACAAAACGGCACUGCGAAGUCGUCUGAGCAGAAGCAACAGUGA
Aspergillus calidoustus is the source of this 840-nucleotide messenger RNA. NCBI's taxonomy places the organism in Eukaryota, Fungi, Ascomycota, Eurotiomycetes, Eurotiales, Aspergillaceae. The record is from the annotation of a GenBank genome assembly.